CGGGGUGAUCGCCGAGCUCCAGAGCCGGAGCCUGGGCUGACACAGAGAGUCAGGAUUUCGUCGCCGGUGGCUGGGCGGUCAUGAAAUGAACUCACAGGAAGCUUUCCAGGCACAGAGGAGCCAGCUGGUGGGGCUGCUCGUGUCAGGGUCCCUGGAGGGCUUUGAAAGGAUCCUGGACUGGCUACUCUGCUGGGAGGUGCUCUCCUGGGAAGAGUACGAGGGCCUCUGCCUCCCGGGCCAGCCUCUUUCCCAUGUGGCCAGGCGCCUGCUGGACACGGUCUGGAACAAGGGCAGCUGGGGCUGUCAGAAGCUCUUUGAGGCUGUCCAGGAGGCCCAGGCUGACAGCCAGCCCCCUGAGCUGCACAACAGCUGGGACCCCCACUCAGGCCACCCUGCCCAAGACCUGCUGAAUCACCGACCAGCCAUUGUCAGGAAGCUCUACGGCCACGUGGAGGAUGUGCUGGCUGUGGCCAGGGAGCGGGGUUUCAUUAGUCAGUAUGAAUGUGAUGAAAUCAGGUUGCCCAUCUUCACAGCAUCGCAGAGGGCCAGAAGGUUGCUAGAUCUUGCCACAGUGAAAGCAAAUGGAUUGGCUGCCUUCCUUCUACAGCACAUUCAAGAAUCACCAGCCCUGUUGUCCCUGCCUUUUGAGGCUGCUGAAUGCCAAAAGUACAUAUCCAAGUUGAGGACCACGGUAUCUGCUCAGUCUCGCUCCCUCAGUACCUAUGAUGGGGUGGAGAAUCUCUGCCUGGAGGACAUUUACACGGAGAACAUCCUGGAGCUUCGGACAGAGGUGGGCAUGGUUGGAGCCUGGAAGAAGAGCCCUGCUAACCUGGGCCUGGAGGAGCUUUUCAGCACCCAAGGCCACCUCAACGAAGAUGCAGACACUGUGCUGCUGGUGGGCGAGGCAGGCAGCGGCAAGAGUACACUCCUGCAGCGGUUGCACUUGCUGUGGGCUACUGGGCAGGACUUCCAGGAAUUCCUCUUUGUCUUCCCAUUCAGCUGCCGGCAGCUGCAGUGUGUGGCCAAACCACUGUCUGUAAGGACGCUGCUCUUUGAGUACUGCUGUUGGCCUGAUGCUGGUCAACAGGAUGUCUUCCAAUUCCUCCUUGACCACCCUGACCGUGUUCUACUGACAUUUGAUGGCUUUGAUGAGUUCAGGUUCAAGUUCACAGACCAAGAGCGUCACUGUUCUCCAACUGACCCUACAUCGGUCCAGACUCUGCUUUUCAACCUUCUUCAGGGCAACUUGCUGAAGAAUGCCCGCAAGGUGUUAACCAGCCGUCCAGAUGCAGUGUCAGCAUGCCUCAGGAAGUAUGUGCGCACAGAGUGUCACCUCCGGGGCUUCUCAGAGGAGGGCAUCGAGCUGUACCUGAGGAAGUGCCAUCAGGACCCCGGCGUAGCAGACCGCCUCAUCCAGCUGCUCCGAGCGACCUCUGUCCUGCAUGGUUUGUGCCACCUUCCUGUCUUCUCCUGGAUGGUGUCCAAAUGCCACCAGGAACUGUUGCUACAGAAUGAGGGGUCCCCCAAAACCACCACGGAUAUGUAUCUCCUGAUUCUACAGCAUUUUCUGCUGCAUGCCUCCCCUCCAGAUGCCAUCUCCCAUGGCCUGGGACCCGGCCUCCUUCAGGGCAAGCUGCCCUCACUCUUGCACCUCGGCUACCUGGCCUUCUGGGGCUUGGGCAGGUGCUGCUAUGUGUUCUCAGCCCAGCAGCUCCAGAUGGCACAGCUUGACCCUGAGGACAUUUCUCUUGGCUUUCUGGUGCGUGCCCAAGGUGUGGUGCCAGGGAGUAUGGCACCCCUGGAAUUCCUGCACAUUACUUUCCAGUGCUUUUUUGCUGCAUUCUACCUUGUGCUCUGUGCCGAUGUGCCAACAGCCUCACUCAGACACCUCUUCAAGUGUCACAGGCCAGGGAUCUCCCAGCUGACCAGGCUGCUACCCGCACUGUGUGUCCAGAGCCCCAGGACCAAAGAGGGCAGUGCGGCGGCUUUGCUACAGAAGGCUGAGCCACACAACCUUCAGAUCACUGCAGCCUUCCUGGCGGGGCUGUUGUCCCGGGAGCACCUGGACCUGCUAGCUGAGUGCCAGGUGCCUGAGAAAGCCUUGCUCCGGCGCCAGGCCUGUGCCCGCUGGUGUCUGGCCCGCAGCCUCCGCAAGCACUUCCAUUGCAUCCCACCAGCCGUGCCAGGUGAGGCGAAGAGCAUGCAUGCUAUGCCCGGCUUCAUCUGGCUCAUCCGGAGCCUGUAUGAAAUGCAGGAGGAGCGGCUGGCGAGGGAGGCCGUGAGGGGGCUGGAUGUCGAACACCUCAAAUUGACGUUUUGCAGUGUGGGCCCCACUGAGUGUGCUGCCCUGGCUUUUGUGCUGCGGCACCUCCAGCAGCCUCUGGCCUUGCAACUGGACUACAACUCUGUGGGUGACAUUGGCGUGGAGCAACUGCUGCCCUGCCUUGGUGUCUGCAAGGCUCUUUAUUUGCGUGAUAACAAUAUCUCAGACCGAGGUAUCUGCAAGCUCAUUGAAUAUGCUCUGCACUAUGGGCAGCUGCAGAAGCUGGCUUUGUUCAACAACAGAUUGACUGAUGGCUGUGCACACUCCAUGGCCAAGCUCCUUGAGUGCAAGCAGAACUUCUUGGCGUUGAGGCUUGGGAACAAUCACAUCACUGCCGCAGGUGCACAGGUGCUAGCCCAGGGCCUCCGAAGCAAUGCUUCCCUUCAGUUUUUGGGGUUCUGGGGCAACACUGUGGGUGACAAGGGUGCGCAGGCCCUGGCCGAAGCCUUGGUUGAUCACCACAGCUUGAGGUGGCUUAGCCUAGUGGGGAACAACAUUGGCAGUGUGGGUGCCCAAGCCUUAGCACAGAUGUUGGAAAAGAACAUGGCACUAGAAGAACUCUGCCUGGAGGAGAACCACCUCUGCGAUGAAGGUGUGUGUUCUCUCGCGGAAGGACUGAAGAGAAAUUCAAGUUUGAAAGUGCUGAAGCUGUCCAACAACAGUGUCACCUACCGGGGUGCAGAAGCCCUCCUGCAGGCCCUUGAAAGCAACAACACCAUCCUGGAAGUUUGGUGACUGGUCCAGCCUGAUGAGUGAAGCAUACAGCAAUCCUUGAAAUACCCUGGAAAUGGCUGUCCAUGCAGAAAAUCAUAGACUUAGGCCCUGGGGAGUCGAGACAGAGGAACAGCAAGGUCAUCUAGAACCUGGAGACCCACCUGAGCAAUUUCUCCUUGGAGAGUAACAUUCACAGAGAUUGUGGCUGUGCACACCUGAAAUUCCAGCUGCCUGGCUUGUGCUUUCCCAAGAUACCCUCCUCUGAUUUUUCUUUAAAUUUAGUGCCAGCCUAUCACCACUUCAUGAACAGUUAACAUCAGUCCAGUCCUCAUCACUCACCCUUCUCAUCUGCUCUGCUCCCACCUCCAGGAAACAAGGGGCCCCUUUAGGACCCAUCCUUGCCUGGAUCACUGCAGUGUCUCUUGACCUGCCUCCCUACCCUGGACCUGCAGAGUGAGCCUAUUGAAGCACAAGUCAGAUAAGCCACUCUUCUGAUCUAAACCCUCCAGGGCUUCCUGUUCAGUGCAAAGUAAAAGCCAAGGUUUUGUGCUGGCUUGAACUAUCUUGUGUCCUCUCUGGUCUCACUUUUGCAACCGACACCUGCAUGCUCUGUGCUCCAGCCACACCACACCAGCUGCUUUGCUACUCCUUGAGGGUCCCAAGCACUUUGCUGCUCCUGGACCUUUGCAUUUGCUUUAUGUAUUUUACAGCCAUAUCUCUAGCCAGUGGCAUGGCUUGCUUCUUCCUUUCCUUCAGGUAUUUGAUCAGAUGUCAAAUAUUGAGCAAAUCCUUCCUGAACAAUCUAUCCAUCCACUAUUUUCUCCCCUAAUCUGCUUAAUAGUGUCUUCUUGAUGUGCAUGACAUGAUCUACAUUUCUUUCUUCCUUUCUUCUAUACUUUGGAUCUGGAGUAUCCCCCAAGGCCCAUAUAUUGAAUCUUGGUUGCCAGCCCAUUGUGCUAUUAGGAGGUGGUGGAACCUUUAGAUGGUGAAAACAAGUUAGGUCAUUAGGAAUGUGUCUUGAAGGGGAUAUGCCCCCUCCCCUUCCUGGCUGCCAUGAGGAAAGCAACUUCCUCUUGUAUGUGUUCCAACCAUGAUAUACUGUACUACAGCAGGCCAGAGCAACAGGGCCAAGUGACCAUGGACUGCAAACCCUGAAACCAUGAGCCAGAAGAAACCCAUCCUUCUUAUAAGUUGCUUUUCUCAGAUAUUUCGUUGUACAACUUAAAGCUAACUCACUUGCCCUGGAAUACUGGCUCAGACACUGCAAAUUCCUCAGAGUCUAAAAGGAUGCUUGGCACCAUAACAGGUGCUCAAUAAAUAUUUGUUAACUGAGAAUCCAGUCUUCCUAAAGGGAGCAGAGAAUUGAGGUUGGGGCAGAUCAUAAUAAUGAAUCACCUUUCCUUUAACACUUAGUAUCUCUUUCUUUAAGGAAAAAAGUUUUGCCAGAUAUGAUACUGUUCCUAGUGCAUAAGCUGCCCAAAAUGAGAUUCCAAAUGUAGCAUAAAGGUCUCAAUGAUGAGUGUUAAGCCCUUUUUCUCUGUGAGUUUUCAAAAUCAUACAAAGAAACUGUCACUAAUAACAGCAUAUAGCUCAAACAGAAGAGCAUGGGUUUAUAGUUCAGCUGGAUUAGUUUA
Messenger RNA from Heterocephalus glaber (naked mole-rat), 4671 nucleotides. NCBI's taxonomy places the organism in Eukaryota, Metazoa, Chordata, Mammalia, Rodentia, Bathyergidae. The record is from RefSeq and is a predicted model, not a curated record.